Symbiodinium necroappetens is the source of this 3489-nucleotide messenger RNA. The record is from the annotation of a GenBank genome assembly. Lineage: Eukaryota; Dinophyceae; Suessiales; Symbiodiniaceae.
AUGCAGGUCGGGGACAAGCGACUCUUUUUUGACGUCGAAGGACCAGAAUAUGUUCUGGAAGACAACAAGCUCAGACGUCUCCCAACCCUCAUUCUGUUACACGGUGCCCCGGGCAAUUCAGAUCACUCCGUCUUCAAACCCGCCUUCUCAGCUUUGCGGGAUUUAGGCCAUAUUGUCUAUCUGGACAUCUCGGGCGCUGGGCGAUCCGAUGAUCCACCGGACGAUAUUUUCACCCUGGAGCGCUGGUCUGACGAUCUGGUUGAGUUCUGCCGUUUGCUGGACAUACACAAGCCCAUAGUGCUCGGUGUAUCUGGGGGUGGAUUUAUCGCGAUGACCUACGGUAUCCGUUAUCCUGAUCAUGCCGGUGGACUGAUUCUGGCCAGCACCCAGGCAAAGCUCGAUGUCGAACGUUCAAUUGCAGAGUUCCGGCGUCUUGGUGGAGAAGAAGCUGAAGCUGCGGCGAGAGAAUUUCUAACGGUGCGCGUUGACGCGGCAAGUUCCCAGGCGUUUGGCGAGAAGUGUAUGUCGGUAUACAACACCACACCUCAGCCACCCCGAGACUCUGUCAUCUUCCGCCCGAAACUGGCCAUGGCUUUUCACUCACUGGAGGGUACCUGGCAUACCAUGGACCUGCGAGACGAUCUCGAUAAAAUCACUGCCCCUACGCUAGUACUGACAGGCGACCAGGAUCCGGUCACGCCGUUGCAGGAUUCUUUAGACAUUGUUGAUCGCCUGGCGCCAGAUGUUGUACAGCUUAAAGUGGUACCAGAUGCCGGGCACGGCCCCUGGCGCGACAAACCUGCCGAAACAUUUGCCAUUAUUGAGCAGUUUAUUCUAGCAACUCAGGAACAUCAGCUGGAUGUCGACCCGCAAAUGCCCCUGCUGUGGGCAAUCAGAGAAAACCUGCAACUCACCGGUACCAAGUUCGGCUGUGGUAUCGCUCAAUGUGGUGCGUGCACCGUUCACCUGAAUGGCACAGCCAUUCGUUCCUGUGUCACACCAGUGUCUGCAGCAGCGGGUGCUGAGAUCACCACCAUCGAAGGCAUCAGUGACGGGGAAGAACUGCACCCGGUGCAGCAGGCAUGGAUCGCUGAGCAAGUGCCGCAAUGUGGCUACUGCCAGUCAGGACAGAUCAUGUCUGCCACAGCGCUGCUGGCCACUAACCCACAACCCGAUGACGAAGCCAUCAAUCAGGCCAUGUCCGGCAACCUGUGUCGCUGCGGUAUGUACAAGCGCAUCCGCAACGCGCGGUGCAGAAUGGGUAAGUGGACACGUCGUGCGUUGAUUACUUCCGGUGUUGUUGCCGGUGGUGGACUGAUUGUUGGUGUGGCGCUGCGCCCGGGGCACCGCACACCGAAACUUGCGCAAUAUGUUGAAGGUGAAGAUGAAACCCUGGUCAGUGCCUGGGUGAAAAUCGGCAACGACAAUCAUGUCACCGCCAUCGUGCCGCACAGCGAAAUGGGUCAGGGUGCACAAACUGCGCUGACGCAGAUGCUGGCAGAUGAACUGGACGCCGACUGGCAGCAGGUCAGCUUUAUGGAAGCGCCAGCGGAAGAUGAAUAUGCCAACUGGGCGGUGGGCAAAGGUUUUCUGAUGGGUGACGCUGAACUCCCAGAAGUGCUGGUGCCCACGGUAGAUGGACUGUUUCUGCAGGCAGUGAAAGCCAUGCAUAUUCAGAUUACAGGUGGCAGUGCCAGUAUUCGCGCAACCGGUGUUUACGGCAUGCGGGUUGCGGGUGCAGCGGCGCGUGAGAUGCUGAUCAAAGCAGCGGCGAACGAGUGGCAGGUAUCGGCUUCGGAGCUCACGGUAGAGAAUUCCUACAUUGUGCAUGCUGCCAGCGGGCAGCGCGCGGAGUUUGCUCAAUUUGCAGAAGCUGCCGCAGCGAUGACGCCAUCCCACACGCCAACGCUGAAAAAUCCAAAAGAUUUCAAGAUCAUGGGCCAGAGUGUGGCGCGUCUGGAUAUUCCAGCCAAAGUGGAUGGCACGGCUCAGUUUGGCAUUGAUGCCAUCCUGCCGGGCAUGAAGCACGCGGCAAUUAUUGGUGCGCCGGUUUUUGGCGCUCAGGUGGCGAGCUUUGACGGUAGCCGUGCUAAGCAGAUGCCGGGCGUGGUUGAUGUGAUCAGCCUCGACAAUGCUGUGGCUGUGGUUGCAGAUGGGUACUGGCAGGCGAAACAGGCGCUGAAUGCGGUGCAGGUUGAGUGGUCCAAAACCGGCCACGAAAAUGUGUCCAGCGAAACGUUGUUUGCCCAGUUUGAAAAAGACCUGCAGAACGCUCGUGAAAACGGCAGUGCGGGUGAAGAUGUGGUGGUGGGUGAUACGGCUGCGGCUUUUGCCCAGGCGGAUAAAGUGGUGGAAGCCACUUAUAAGGUGCCGUUUCUCGCGCACACGACCAUGGAGCCCAUGAACGCGACGGCUCAAGUCAACGAUGGUCAGAUUGAAGUCUGGGUGGGUUCGCAGAAUCCCCUGGGUUUCCGUCAUGAGGUCGCAAACGCCCUGGGUGUUGAUUCCGCCAACGUCACAAUCCAUCAGCAUAUGAUGGGUGGCGGUUUUGGUCGUCGGGCAACCGGUGAUGUGGCGGUGCAGGCGGCGCGGCUGGCCCAGACUACUGGGGUGCCUGUGAAGCUCAUCUGGUCUCGGGAAGAAGAUGUGCGUCAUGAUAUCUACCGACCAGCUGUGGCCUCACAAUUUCGUGCAGCCCUCAGCGCGGCUGGCGACGUGCUGGCCUGGGAUAAUCUGUUCCAUGAAAAGCAUGAACCUGCAGAAGCGCCGGUGAUUCCUUAUGCGGUAGCUGCGCAGCACAUUGCCUAUACCGACAGUCCCACCCAUGUGCCCUUUGGUCCCUGGCGUAGUGUCGACCAUUCGCAACACGGCUUUUUCACCGAAGGUUUUUUUGAUGAGGUUGCACACGCAGCGGGUAAAGAUCCCUAUCUGCUGCGUCGUGAAUUGCUUGCUGGUAAACCGCGGCAUCUUGCGGUGCUGGAUCUUGCAGCGCAAAAGGCAGGCUGGGGUGAGUCAGUGCCCGCCGGCAAAGGCCGUGGUAUCUCCCUGCAGGAAUCAUUUGGCUCGCUUGUGGCUCAAGUGGUUGAUGUCAGCGUGGAUGCGGGUGUGGUCUCGGUGGAGCGCGUUGUGUGUGCUGUUGACUGCGGUUUUGCGGUUUCACCAGACGGUGUGGCUGCGCAGAUGGAGUCUGGCAUCAUCUAUGGCCUGACAGCGGCGCUGUACGGCAACAUCGAUAUUAAAGAUGGUGCUGUGGUGCAGGGCAACUUCCACGACUACAAGUCGGUGCGGAUGAAUGAAGCGCCAGAAAUUGAGACACACGUUAUUAACAGCAAUGCGCCCUGGGGUGGUGCAGGUGAGCCUGGCACACCCGGCAUUGCGCCGGCUCUGGCUGGUGCUGUUUUCCAGGCUACCGGCACCCGUGUGCGGCAACUGCCUUUGUCUAACUACGAUUUCACCUACCAGAUUGUUGAGCCUGAAGAAGUCAUCUAA